Cantharellus anzutake is the source of this 667-nucleotide messenger RNA. RefSeq lists its product as uncharacterized. Bases 176 to 388 code for a protein of 70 amino acids. The record is from RefSeq and is a predicted model, not a curated record. The transcript has a single exon. Lineage: Eukaryota; Fungi; Basidiomycota; Agaricomycetes; Cantharellales; Hydnaceae.
AGAUAGAACGUCCGUACAAUUUUCUGGGGUAGUAAAAUGGUUUUCUGGAUUAAGCGGCAUGCAUAAAAGCGGAGAGGUUGAAAAGUGGUUGCGUUCCAAGAGAAUGACUGGGAUGGAAGUAGGCGGUUACGCGCCUUUUCUCGCCGACAGUUGAUGUCUGAGGCUGGGCUAUGUCAUGAAUUUCAUGCUGCGUAGAUCUCUGGUGGUUCUUCCAGCUCCUUCACCCCUUUCUGCCACAGCGAUGUUGUCGAAUACUCCACCACUUCUGAAUCCAAGGCCUAGUACUGUUAUGCGCAUAGUGAGCUGGUGCAUACGUACGUUUAGGCCAUUUUCAUUGUCCGACGAGUUUGGCAGUGCAGCGCCGGUGGCUGGGGCGGCGUGUUCAUAGAGCCGAGCUUAUAGCUUCAGGAACAGGGAGAGCCAAAGAGCGAAGAUGGCUUCUGUAAAAAGCCUUUUUCGCCCGCCUGUUGAGGACAGACUGGAUCGGAGUCUCGAUGCGGCUUAUAACGUAGUAAUAAGUGAUGUCAAGACGUCAUGUCUCCCCUCGUCAGCCUCAUAUAUCGUCUGGGUCCUCAAAAGUAGCUUCCAUCAUCUCCUAGCUCCGAUGGGGCGAGCAGGCCUUUCAGUGUCUAGACAUAUCUGAACUGCGAACCAACGACACUCGGAG